Messenger RNA from Dicrocoelium dendriticum, 1424 nucleotides. NCBI's taxonomy places the organism in Eukaryota, Metazoa, Platyhelminthes, Trematoda, Plagiorchiida, Dicrocoeliidae. The record is from the annotation of a GenBank genome assembly.
AUGGUCUCCAAGUUCAACGCGAGGGGGGGGGGGGGGGGGGGGGGGGGGGGGGGGGGGGGGGGGGGGGGGGGGGGGGGGGGGGGGGGUGGGGGGGGGGGGGGGGGGGGGGGGGGGGGGGGGGGGGGGGGGGGGGGGGGGGGGGGGGGGGGGGGUGGGGGGGGGGGGGGGUGGGGGGGGGGGGGGGUGGGGGGGGGGGGGGGGGGGGGGGGGGUGGGGGGGGGGGGGGGGGGGGGGGGGUGGGGGGGGGGGGGGGGGGGGGGGGGGGGGGGGGGGGGGGGGGGGGGGGGGGGGGGGGGGGGGGGGGGGGGGGGGGGGGGGGGGGGGGGGGGGGGGGGGGGGGGGGGGGGGGGGGUGGGGGGGGGGGGGGGGGGGGGGGGGGGGGGGGGGGGGGGGGGGGGGUGGGGGGGGGGGGGGGGGGGGGGGGGGGGGGGGGGGGGGGGGGGGGGGGGGGGGGGUGGGGGGGGGGGGGGGGGGGGGGGGGGGGUGGGGAUGUUGGUGUGGGGGUGGCCGGGGGGGGAGAAAACAACGUGGGGGGGGGAAGGCGGGGGAGGGGGGGGGGGGAAUGGGGAGGCGGAGGGAGGGGAGGGGGGCGGAAGGAAGGAAGAACGGGGAACGGAAAAAGGGGAGCGGAUGUGGGGAAUUAAACGGGGGCGGGGGAACACGGGGGCAGGCACGGGUAAGGGGGGGGGGGGGUGGGGACCGGGCAGGAAGGGGGGGGGAAGGGUGGAGCGGGAAGGGGAGGCAGGGAAUCCUUAUGAUUUGGGCGAAUGCCUCAAUGAGGCCGCUUGCCUUGGACUUCUGGAUGAGGUCAUGAGACUUUUGAACAUGGGAGCGGAUGUGAAUCAUGCAAACAAAGUCAAUGGUAUGACUCCACUGCAUUGGUCUAUGCUUCGUCAGCAUGAGGCGGUGAUCAACUACUUGCUUUCCGUUGGUGCUGAUCCCAACCAGCCGAGACUAGACGGUAAAACACCGAAAGAUAUGAGUGAACUCCCAACUAUUGCCGACUUUAUUCCGAAUUAUUUGAAGCACCCGAUCCGUACGUGUGCUCCAGUCGAGGCAGACAAUUCCGUAAAUCCGAAGUCCUGUUCUUCUGAAAUGACUUUAUUGAGGGCCAGACUUGCCGAUCAGGAUGAUAAAGACUUUUUUGAAUUCGAACUGCCCCUAGAAACAUGUGACUUCUCCGAGUUCCGUACUCUACUUGCGAAGGAGUUUUCUAUAGAUCCAGCCCAAAUCAAGAAGGUCCGGAAACUGCCAAACACUGUGAUACGAAACGAAUCUGAUCUCAAACGACUGGUCAAUGGCGCGGAGCUGGAGGUCGUUCUGUGAUUUGUACCAAACAGAGUUGCACUGAUGUACAUGUGUUUAGUUGUAAAUAUGUCACCAUCGUGUUAUGCAUACAUACGUUUUAUACCCAUGUUCUUUCA